AUUCGCCGAUCCGAGUUUCUUGGGCGCCAGAAGGCCCUAGCACUCGAACUGGACUCCGCUGGGGUUGAUGCUUUCAUUGCUGAACCAUCUGCUUCCACGUCUUAUUAUGCAAACAUUUCUUCAAGCUUUCACCUCUCAGAGCGCCCAUUCCUGAUGAUCAUUGGCAAAGAUGGCCAAUUUACAACGCUAGUACCCAAGUUUGAAGCUGGUCGCAUUGCAAAGCUCGACAUGGUUUUCGACAACAAAACAACAAUCACGUGGAUCGAAGAAGAGUCGCCGUAUGAAGCACUCGCUCGAGGCACGGGCUACAAGAAAGUUAUGAUUGAUGAGCAUGCGCGGUUCAUGAUUGCAACCGGUCUGCAAGAGGCGGGAAUUGAGGUGGUGCCUAUGUCAGAGACCAUUCAGUCUCUCCGAUCCGUCAAGUCGAUGGACGAAAUCGCUCUACUGAAAGGGAUCAACUCGUUCACGCUUGCACUGGUUCAGUCCCUGCAAAAGUGUAUCCGAAUUGGUAUGACUCAAGAAGAAGUUAUUGACGCCUCACAAGCACUAUUCACGCGUGCUGGGGUGGGUUAUGGAUUUUGGGUGCUGGUGCUGUUUGGCGAUCAGGCGGCUCUACCACAUGGCGGUGAGACUGGAAGAACGCUGAAAAAGGGUGAAUUUGUCCUUAUUGACAUCGGCUCGGAACUUCAUGGGUACUGCAGUGAUGUAACACGCACAAUCCUACCAACUGGAGCCACCGUCAGUGACCACCUCAUGGCCGUCUGGCAAAUUGUACGGGAGGCGCAGUCGGCUGGUUUAUCGCACAUGAAUGCAGAUGAAGCUUGCUCUGCAAUUGACAGUGCCUCUCGCGAUGUAAUAAAGCGUGCCGGGUACGGCCAGUACUACACCCACCGAUUGGGACACGGACUUGGCUUGGAAGGACACGAGCCGCCAUAUUUGAACGGUGCUAACGACCAAAAGUUAAAACUGGGUGAAGUGGCCACAAAUGAGCCGGGUAUUUAUGUCACUACAGAAGAGGCAGCCCUGCUUGGAAAGAAAGCGGGCUUUGGUAUAAGAUUGGAGGACCCCAUCUUCGUUACCGAGAAUGGUGGUGUGUUACUGACUGGAAACCGGGCACAAUCUCCUUGGAAUCCUUGA
Messenger RNA from Trichoderma virens Gv29-8, 1137 nucleotides. RefSeq lists its product as uncharacterized. The annotation marks the transcript as partial. The transcript is spliced from 2 exons. The record is from RefSeq and is a predicted model, not a curated record. NCBI's taxonomy places the organism in Eukaryota, Fungi, Ascomycota, Sordariomycetes, Hypocreales, Hypocreaceae.